UGAUUGUUUGGCUCUUGGCUGCGAUGCUGGUCUCGUCCCGCCCGAUUUAAAAAUUACAAUUAAAAAAAUAACACAGUUAGUCCAAACUUGAAUCAAGUGGGAAGCAUGUUACCUUUCUUAAUAAGACGGCGUCGUGCUAUAAAUAGUAGCAUUGGUGUUGUGGUUUGGAGCUCAGUCUAAAGGAAGAAGAUGAAGAAGCCUUCCAAUUUGAGAACAUGGAAGGCAAUAUUCACACUCAUAAACUUUGGUAUAACAGUUGUGUAUGCUGCUGAUUUCGACCAACUCUUCCAGGCUAACUGGGCACCUCAUCACAUCCUUGUUCAAGGCGCCCAAAUUGCACUCUCCCUCGACUCUUCCACUGGCUGUGGAUUUGAAUCGAAGAAUAAGUACUUGUUCGGAAAAGCCAGUGCUCAGCUGAAACUAGUUGAAGGCGAUUCAGCUGGAACAGUCACUGCAUUUUAUAUGGCAUCAGAAGGGCCUAACCAUGAUGAGUUAGACUUUGAGUUUCUUGGAAAUGUUUCUGGAGAGCCGUACGUUAUGCAGACGAACUUGUACAUUAACGGCACCGGAAACCGGGAGCAGAGGCAUUAUCUAUGGUUUGAUCCCACCAUGGAUUUCCAUACCUACUCCUUUUUCUGGAACCGCCGAACAAUACUGUUCUUGGUGGAUGAUAUUCCCAUAAGAGAAUUUGCAAACAAGGAGAAAAAGGGAGUGGCAUACCCUAGAAGCCAAGCAAUGGGGGUGCAUGGAUCACUGUGGAAUGCUGACGACUGGGCUACACAAGGCGGGAGGGUAAAGACGAACUGGAGUCACUCCCCUUUCGUCGUCAAAUUCCAAUCCUUUGAAAUAGAUGCAUGCCAGCUUUCACCCGAUGGAGCAGACGAUCCAGUGGUGAAAUGUGGAAAAUCUGGUCAGUUUUGGUGGGAUAAACCAGUGGUGAAGGAGGUGAACAAGCAGAGGAAAAGGCUGUUGAAGUGGAUUCGUCAUAAUUUCUUGAUUUAUGAUUAUUGUCAAGAUGUUGCUCGUUUUAAUGACGGGAUGCCAAGAGAAUGCCUGCAAGGAUAGAUUAAGGGAUAACUACAAAGCCGUUGCGAUGAUUCACCAAUGAGUAAAAGUUGUUACGGGACAUUUUU
Messenger RNA from Sesamum indicum (sesame), 1133 nucleotides. RefSeq names its product xyloglucan endotransglucosylase/hydrolase protein 9. Gene Ontology annotation, molecular function: hydrolase activity, hydrolyzing O-glycosyl compounds; xyloglucan:xyloglucosyl transferase activity. Gene Ontology annotation, cellular component: cell wall; apoplast. The record is from RefSeq and is a predicted model, not a curated record. Gene Ontology annotation, biological process: cell wall biogenesis; xyloglucan metabolic process. Lineage: Eukaryota; Viridiplantae; Streptophyta; Magnoliopsida; Lamiales; Pedaliaceae.